Messenger RNA from Tachysurus fulvidraco (yellow catfish), 2035 nucleotides. RefSeq names its product melanocortin 3 receptor (gene mc3r). The record is from RefSeq and is a predicted model, not a curated record. Gene Ontology annotation, biological process: G protein-coupled receptor signaling pathway. The coding region runs from base 264 to 1388 and encodes 374 amino acids. Gene Ontology annotation, cellular component: membrane. The transcript has a single exon. NCBI's taxonomy places the organism in Eukaryota, Metazoa, Chordata, Actinopteri, Siluriformes, Bagridae. Gene Ontology annotation, molecular function: peptide hormone binding; melanocyte-stimulating hormone receptor activity.
CUCUGAGCACCACUGUGAGACAACAGCACGUGAGGAUUUUUAACUAACCUAUGCACCAUCAUCUGAUCUCAUUUAUUCACAUUUACUUCAUACAUUUUAUUCUUUUUUAUUAUCUGAGUUCAACCUUUCAUAAUCUUAUUUUUUCAUAUUUUUUCAACCUUUCAUAAUCUUCUCUGCUAUACUCCACAUCACUCUGUAAUCAUUUUACCCUCUCUUUCACCACCCCGGUCUCUUUUAUUUUCUACAUUUUCCUGUGGAGACUCAUGAACGGCUCUUACCAUCACAUGCUCCUGUGGGACAGCUUUAUGAACAACCACACUGCAGAGUACGAGAAUGGGAGCAUGUUGCUGUGGCUCUCGAACAGCAGUGUCGCUCCUCCUCCGUCAGGUCCACCAGGUCUGUCAGGUACGUCAGGGGCGCUGUGCCAGCAGGUUCAGAUCCAGGCUGAAGUUUUCCUUGCACUUGGGAUCAUCAGCCUUCUGGAGAACAUCUUGGUCAUUUCUGCAGUGGUGAAAAACAAGAAUCUCCAUUCUCCCAUGUAUUUCUUUCUCUGCAGCCUGGCAGCGGCAGACAUGCUCGUGAGUGUCUCCAAUUCCUUGGAGACGAUUGUGAUCGCCAUUCUCAGAAACAAUCUCCUCAAGCUCAGCGACUAUUUUGUGCGUUUGAUGGAUAAUAUUUUUGAUUCCAUGAUUUGUAUCUCUCUGGUAGCAUCCAUAUGUAACCUCCUGGCUAUUGCAGUUGACCGAUAUGUCACCAUAUUCUAUGCAUUACGCUAUCACAGUAUUGUAACUGCACACCGUGCAUUAAGUGCCAUUGGUACCAUAUGGCUCACCUGCAUCAUCUGCGGCAUUGUCUUCAUCGUAUACUCUGAGAGCAAGAUGGUCAUUAUUUGUCUAAUUACAAUGUUCUUUACAAUGCUGGCACUGAUGGCAACACUCUACGUUCACAUGUUUUUGCUUGCCCGACUCCAUGUCCAACGCAUUGCUGCAUUACCAGCUGCAGCAGCUGCUGCUGGUGACCCGGCGCCACGGCAUUGCAGCUGCUUGAAGGGAGCAGUGACUAUCACCAUCCUCUUGGGGGUGUUUGUGUGCUGCUGGGCACCCUUCUUCCUCCACCUCAUCCUCCUAGUGGCAUGCCCACGCCACCCACUCUGCCUGUGUUACAUGUCACACUUCACCACCUACCUGGUGCUCAUCAUGUGUAACUCAGUCAUCGACCCCAUCAUCUAUGCUUUCCGGAGCCUGGAGAUGAGAAAGACUUUUAGAGAAAUCCUCUGCUGCUUUGGUGCAGGAUGCCCAGCUCCAGCCUGCGAGCGAGAACGAGAGAUGAACACGGAGAGACCACGGGAGAGAACACAAGAACGGGAGAAGGAGAGUGAGACAGAGUGAGAGUGAAAGGUAGACUGAAAGGAAAACAGAGAGUGGGAGAGUAGUGCUGGGCUAUGUUCAAAAGAUGUAGAAAAUAGAGGGGAAUUAUGGUAUGGUGUGUGUGUGUGUGUGUGUGUGUGUGUGUGUGUGUGUGUGUGUGUGUGUGUGUGUGUGUGUGUGUGUGUGUGUGUGUGUGUGUGUGUGUGUGUGUGAAAAUUUAAGUACUGAGUUAGCUUUUGUAGAAGACAUUAGCAUGGUUAUAUUUUGGAAGUGAAUAUACAUAUAGAUUGUGGUUAUUUAUAUGUGGGUGUUUGGGAAAUUCAGGGUUUAGAUAAUUAUAUGACAUAGAAGUCUAUGAAAGCUAUGAAAUCUUUAAAACUGUGAUUCACACAACUCACACAAGAAACAAUUCUUGUAUCUACACAUAUUACAGUUCUUAUUAACUUAAAAAAAAUCAUGAUAUGGAUGCCUGUUUAAUCUGAGCUGUUAUUUUCCAGUUCAGAAGUCACUGUGAGUCUCAGUACUAAUAUACCAUUUGUACUAAAUACUAAUGCAAAAUAUAUUUUUCUGAACAUCACUGAUGUAUAAUAAAAUAUUUAAAGCAAAAUGUUUAUGUAAAUAGUUCUAUAUUUAAAAUCAGUGUUAUGCUUCGAAAUAAUAGCUGCUUC